Iphiclides podalirius (scarce swallowtail) is the source of this 213-nucleotide messenger RNA. NCBI's taxonomy places the organism in Eukaryota, Metazoa, Arthropoda, Insecta, Lepidoptera, Papilionidae. The record is from the annotation of a GenBank genome assembly.
AUGCCGACACUCCCAGCCGCCAAGAUCACCAUAAUCUUCCUCACCAGAAAUUCUCCAGACCACCGCUCGAACCGCGUCCUAAAUAGACGCGACGGCUGGCGCGUCCUGAAUUACAUCGUAUGCGACCAUUGCAUGGACCACCAUGCCACCAAAUAUAGCUACUAUUACCUACACAACCACCGCAGCUUCGCCCAGACCCGUUCUGACCGCCAC